UCACAAAGCUUCAACAAGCUCAAGUAUGAAGGUCUUGGUAAUAUUGGUUGCUCUGGCAGGGAUCGCCACAGCCGUGGACUACUGUGCCUUGCCCACAUGUCUGGACAAGCAUAUUGCUUGCAACAAUAAGGGUGCUUUUAGCGAGGAUUGCCCUAAGGAUGUGCGUGAGAUUAAGAUCGAUGCGCAUCAGAAAUUGAUUCUCUCGUUGUUCAAUGAGCUGCGCAACAAGGUUGCCGGCGGCAGUAUUGAGGGUCUACCCAAGGCGUCUCGCAUGGCCAAGAUGUCCUGGUGCGAGGAGCUCACUCAUUUGGCGCUGUUCAAUGUGAAGACCUGCCAAUCCUUGCCGGACAAGUGCCGCAGCACCGAGCGCUUUGCAUACGCUGGCCAAAACAAUGCCAUCUUCAGCUAUAGUGGUGCCGAAUCGGAGUACACCGAUGCGGAGAUCAUCAAGGAACAGAUCGAGAAAUGGUUCUCCGAGCGGGCUAAUGCCUCUCCUGAAAUUCUUGCCAGCUUCCCAGAAGAUCUGCCCAACAAGGCAAUUGGCAAAUUCACCAUAGCCGUCGCCGAGAAGAACACCCACGUGGGCUGUGCCGCCGUGCGCUUCUCUCGUGACUACUACAACCACUUCGUGCUCACCUGCAACUUUGCCACCACUAACGUGGUUGGCCAGCCCGUGUACACACCCGGCGAGCAUGCCACAGCCGGCUGCAAAAAUCGCUAUGGCGCUGCCUUCGACUAUCCCAAUCUGUGCUACGCCAAGGAGAUCUAUGACAACGAAAAAGUCAUUCCUGACAUUAAGAUUAACUAAAAGCAACAUGUACCCAUAUCAAUAAUCACAACAGCCAAUUAAAUCGUCGACCUCACCACCCA
Molecule: messenger RNA, 870 nt
Organism: Drosophila hydei
Lineage: Eukaryota; Metazoa; Arthropoda; Insecta; Diptera; Drosophilidae
Product: venom allergen 3 homolog
Exons: 2
Coding region: 26-808 (260 amino acids)
Source: RefSeq, a predicted model, not a curated record